GGGGAGCGCCGUCACAUGGGCGGGCGGCGGCGCUUCCGCGGCGGCCGGAAGGACGCGGCCGGGGACAGUCCCUGCCUGCCAUGCCCGGAGGAGCCGAUGGGGCCCGGGAGUCUCUCGCGGUCGUUGCUGCUGCGCUGCCGGCGGGCGGCGGCGGCGGCCGCGGCGGCUCUGGGCGCGCCCCGCUGGCGCUGCCGCCCUCUGCCCGCCCGCCCGCUCAGCGCCGCCGCUCGGCUCAGGGCUCCGCGCCCGCCGGGCACGGGCGGCGGGGGGCGGCGCAAGGGGGCGGGGGGCGCCGGCGGGCAUGAAGAAGAAGAAGAGGAGGAAGAAGAAGAGGAGGAGGAUGAGGCGGAGCUGGAGGAGCUGCUGGGCCCCUCUCCGCUGGCCCUGGAGCCCGGCGCGCAGCGCGUUGCCAUCGUGCACCCCGCGGUCAAGUGGGGCCCGAGGAAGUCGCCGCUCACCACGGCUGAAUUACAGAUUGCUGAGGCCGUCGCUCUUGUAGAUACUCUUCAGAAUUGGACAGUUUUAGAUAAAAUAAUUAUUCCUACAAAAAAUCCUGACAAGAAGUUUGUUUUUGGCAAAGGGAACUUUCAGGUUUUGACAGAAAAGAUUAAAAAAUUGCCACACCUGACAGCUGUCUUCUUGAAUGUGGAAAGAGUAUCUUCACUGACAAAGAAAGAACUAGAAGGUGCCUGGGGCGUGAAAGUCUUUGACAGAUACACCAUUGUACUUCACAUUUUUCGUUGUAAUGCCCGGACUAAAGAAGCAAAACUGCAGAUAGCUUUGGCCGAAAUUCCACUUCUCAGGUCAAAUCUGAAAAAUGAGGUGUCUCAGCGAGAUCAGCAGAGAGGUGGAUCAAGAUAUAUCAUGGGCUCAGGGGAAACAUUUCUGGAGACACAGAAUCGUAUCUUGAAAGAAAGAGAACUUAAAAUUAGGAAUGCCCUGGAGAAACUAAGAAGAAGAAGGUCUUUACUUAGAACUCACCGCAGAAAACGCGAGUUUCCAAUGAUCUCAAUCAUGGGCUAUACUAACUGUGGAAAAACUACUUUGAUCAAAGCCUUGACUGGGGAAGCAGGACUUCAACCCAGGGAUCAGCUGUUUGCUACUCUCGAUGUUACAGCCCAUGCUGGCUAUCUGCCUUCACAUAUGGCAGUUAUUUAUGUUGACACCAUUGGGUUCCUGACUGAUCUUCCACAUAAUCUGGUUGAGUCCUUUUCAGCUACGUUAGAAGAAGUGGCUUACACAGAUCUGAUAGUUCACGUGAGGGAUAUUACUCAUCCAGAAACCAUCCUCCAGAAAGCAACUGUUCUGUCAGUUCUGAAGAAUCUUAAUCUUCCCAGCCAUUUAUUGGACUCAAUAGUAGAAGUUCAUAACAAAGUGGACUUGAUAGAAAGGUAUAAACCCACAGAAGAAAACGCUUUAGCUAUUUCUGCUCUACAUGGGCAUGGUUUAGAAGAACUGAAACAAGAAAUAGAGAAGAAAAUACUGACAGCAACAGGGAAGAAGAUUCUGACAAUUAAUGUCAACUUAGAGGGACCUCAACUAAGUUGGCUAUAUAAAGAAGCAACAGUUCAGGAAGUAGAAGUCAUGCCUGAAGAUGGCACAGCCAGGGUGAAGGUGAUAAUCAACAGUUCUGCUUUUGGCAGAUACAAAAACCUCUUUCCCAACAGUAAGAUUUUCAUGUCAUGAAACUGAAUCCUUUUCUAGGAAAAGAAACUGGUAUCAUUAAGAGAAUGCAAAAUGAAGUUAAUGACCUGUUAGUCUCAGUGUUGAGAAGUUUAUUUUUCUUCCCCUGUUGAUGUUUUUGACACGUUUUAGAAAUGGACACUGUUUCAGAAAACUUCUGUUUGGAAACAAUAAGAGCUUUGAGCUUAAUUUUAUCAGCAAGUGCAAGGACAACACUAAAUUUUUAAUGUUAAAACUGUUGCUGGCUAUAAGCUGUGGACCUCAAACACAUGGAAUGGCAUCUGACUUAAUCUUCAGAAAAGUAACAAGUUCCUUAUAACAUAUAAGUAAAGCUUUUUAUCCCCUUUUUCAGAAUAAAAUAUUUAUUAUAGUUGUUUCAGAUGAUCUUUGGAAAAUGAAAGUAAGUGAACAAAAUGUUGUUGUAUAUAAAUAAGUAUGUAUUCAAGUAGAAUGCAUGAACAUAAACAAAAUAACUGCCAUGUCUUAUUGCAAUGAAGAAAAAACUCCAUAGAUUUGUAUAUUAAAGUAUUGAAUAAAGUUAGCUGUGAACAUCUUUUA
Molecule: messenger RNA, 2241 nt
Organism: Neopelma chrysocephalum (saffron-crested tyrant-manakin)
Lineage: Eukaryota; Metazoa; Chordata; Aves; Passeriformes; Pipridae
Gene: GTPBP6
Product: GTP binding protein 6 (putative)
Exons: 10
Coding region: 16-1686 (556 amino acids)
Cellular component (GO): cytoplasm
Molecular function (GO): ribosome binding; GTP binding
Source: RefSeq, a predicted model, not a curated record